UAUGUUUUAAAGAACGAGAACUGAAGACUUGAGAGCUCAAAACAAUAUCAAUAAAGCGAAAAUUUAGGUGUUCUUUUUGCCUCUCUUUUUUUGGAGUGAUGGCGAAUGUAGCUGUGGAUGAAGAUCAGCAAUGGCUAAUUAAUUGCUUAUCUGCUACUUUGGAUCCUAAUCAGGAGAUCCGUUCGUUUGCCGAAGCUUCCCUUGAUCAAGCCGCUCUUCAACCAGGUUUUGGCAAGGGAUUAUCGAAGGUUGUUGCAAAUAGAGUUCUUCCAUUUGGACUGCGUCAGCUAGCUGCUCUCAUUUUGAAGCAGUUCAUCAAAAAGCAUUGGCAGGAGGGUGACGAAUCAUUUCAACAUCCUGCUGUUUCAAGUGAUGAGAAGGCAGUUAUCCGCAGACUUCUUUUGUCAACUUUAGAUGAUCCUAGUCGGAAACUUUGCACGGCAAUCAGUAUGGCUAUAGCAUCUAUUGCAGUCUAUGACUGGCCAGAAAGUUGGCUAGACUUAUUGGACUUCCUCCUGAAGUUGAUUGGUGAUCAAAGUGACUUGAAUGGAGUGCAUGGUGGUCUUAGGUGCUUGGCUCUUCUCUCUGGGGAUUUGGACGAUACAAUAAUUCCAACAUUAGUACCCGUCCUCUUCCCUCGCCUGUAUACCAUUGUAUCUUCUUCUCAGAUCUAUAACAAAUAUUUGCGCACAAAAGCCCUCUCUAUUGUUUAUGCUUGCACUUCCAUGUUGGGGGCUAUGAGUGGUGUAUAUCAGGUCGAAGCUAAUGCAUUGAUGGAACCAAUGCUUAAACCAUGGGUAGAUCAGUUCUCUCUUAUUUUGGAACAUCCUGUACAGCCUGAAGAUUCUGAUGAUUGGAGCACUAGAAUGGAGGUUUUGAAAUGCUUGAACCAGUUUGUUCAGAAUUUUCCUAGCUUCACUGAGAGCUUAUUUAUGGUUAUUGUGGAGCCACUAUGGCAGACUUUUGUAUCAUCUCUGAGAGUAUAUACACGAUCAGCAAUUGAGGGUACCGAGGAUCCCUAUGAGGGCAGUUAUGACUCUGAUGGUGCAGAGAAAAGUCUUGAUUCCUUCGUUGUUCAGCUGUUCGAGUUCCUGUUGACUAUUGUGGGUAGCACUAAAUUGGUAAAGGUCGUUGCAAAUAAUAUUUCAGAAUUGGUAUAUUACACUAUUGCUUUUCUGCAAGUUACAGAACAACAGAUCCAUAUGUGGUCGACGGAUGUUAACCAAUUUGUAGCUGAUGAGGAUGAUGUCACUUACAGCUGCCGUGUCUCUGGUGCACUUUUACUAGAGGAGGUGGCAACUUGUUGUGGGGAAAAAGGUAUUGAUGCUAUUAUUAGUGCUGCGGGGAGAAGAUUCAGCGAGUCUCAACAAGAAAAAGCUGGUGGUUCUGUAGUUUGGUGGAGGCUAAGGGAGGCUACUUUGUUCGCUCUAGCUUCUUUGUCCGAGCAAUUACUUGAGGCAGAGGUUUCUGGACUUAAAAAAGUGAGCUUAGGGAACCUUCUAGAACAAGUUGUUACUGAAGAUAUGGGAAUUGGGGUACAUGAAUAUCCAUUUCUUUAUGCUCGUAUGUUUAUAUCAGUUGCUAAAUUUUCCUCUGUGAUCAGCAGUGGAAUUCUUGAACAUUUUCUCCAUACUGCUAUGAAGACAAUUGGCAUGGACGUCCCUCCAGCUGUGAAAGUGGGUGCGUGUCGAGCACUUUCACAGCUGCUUCCUGAAGCAAACAAGAGUACCAUUCAGCCUCAGAUGAUGGGUUUAUUGUCAUCACUGACAGACCUUCUUCAUCAGACUUCUGAUGAAACGUUACACCUGGUACUUGAAACACUGCAAGCAGCAAUUAAAGCUGGUCAUGAGUCAUCAGCAUCUGCAGAGCCUAUUAUUUCUCCUAUAAUCCUCAAUAUGUGGGUGUUGCACAUUUCGGAUCCUUUCAUUAGUAUUGAUGCAAUUGAAGUUCUGGAGGCAAUAAAAAAUACUCCUGGUUGUUUUCUUCCUUUGGCUUCCCGAAUUUUACCAUAUAUUGGGCCAGUAUUGAACAAACGUCAACAACAGCCAGAUGGACUAGUGGCUGGGUCAUUGGAUCUAUUAACAAUGCUAUUGAAGAAUGCUCCUACUGAUGUGGUAAAAGCAGCUUAUGAUGCUUGUUUUGAUGCUAUUAUCCGGAUAAUUCUUGAAAGUGAUGAUCACAGUGAAAUGCAGAAUGCAACAGAAUGUUUGGCAUCUUUUGUAUCUGGUGGCAGAAAAGAACUUCUUGCUUGGGGUAGUGAUUCCGGAUUUACAAUGCGGAGUUUGCUUGAUGCAGCUUCAAGGCUUCUCGAUCCUGAUUUAGAAAGCUCUGGGUCUCUAUUUGUUGGCAGCUAUAUCCUUCAACUUAUAUUGCAUCUCCCCUCACAAAUGGGGCAGCACAUUCAAAACUUGAUUGUUGCUCUCGUUAGACGUAUGCAAUCGGCUUCGAUAGCAGGAUUGAGAAGCUCGUUGCUACUUAUUUUUGCUAGAUUGAUUCAUUUGAGUGUCCCAAAUGUUGAACAGUUUAUCAAUUUGCUCCUCACCAUCCCAGCUGAAGGCUAUCAAAAUGCAUUUGUUUAUGUAAUGUCAGAGUGGACCAAACAACAAGGGGAGAUUCAGGGGGCAUAUCAAAUCAAAGUUACAACCAGUGCUUUAGCUCUAUUGCUCUCCACUAAGCAUCCUGAAUUAACAAAUAUUAAUGUCCAGGGCCAUCUGAUUAAGUCUAUGUCAGGGAUAACCACUCGCUCAAAAGCUAAAUCUGCUCCGGACCAGUGGACUAUAAUGCCACUUCCAGCAAAGAUAUUGGCUUUACUUGCUGAUGCAUUGAUUGAAAUACAAGAACAAGCUCAGGAUGCCGAGGAUGAGGAUAGCGACUGGGAAGAAAUUCACGGAGACAUGGAUGCUGAUAAAGAUUUGCUAUCCUCAGCUGCUGCUGCCGCACCAUUUGGGAAGUCUGGAUAUGAGCAUCUUGAAGUGAUGGCAAAAGUGUAUAACGAGAAUCAAGAGGACGAUUAUGAAGACGACACACUAAAUGUUGCAGAUCCCCUUAACGAGAUUAACUUGGCAAAUUAUCUCACAGACUUCUUAUCGAAGUUCUAUCAAAGCGAUCGACAACUAUUCGAUAAUCUUUGUCAGAGUCUGACACCCGCCGAACAAGAUGCGAUCAAGAUUGUUUUAAACCGAUGAGGUACUUGUCUAGCUCUACUCUUUCACUAGUUUCCAUCGAGUAUAGGAAUUAGGAAGUCCAUGAACAGCAGUUGAGCUUUAAAAUCAGUGAUGUAUUUUUUAUUGAUUAAUUGGUUGUGUGAAGCAGCAAAGCUCCAAAUCUGAGUUUGCUAUGCAUGCUGCCCCCGAACUCUGAUUGUGAUGUGAGUUUAUCUUUUUAAAUUUUUAUAGUUUU
Molecule: messenger RNA, 3399 nt
Organism: Hibiscus syriacus
Lineage: Eukaryota; Viridiplantae; Streptophyta; Magnoliopsida; Malvales; Malvaceae
Product: importin-9-like
Exons: 33
Coding region: 99-3185 (1028 amino acids)
Biological process (GO): protein import into nucleus
Cellular component (GO): nuclear envelope; cytosol
Molecular function (GO): small GTPase binding
Source: RefSeq, a predicted model, not a curated record